GUGAAGCCUCCCAUACAGAUGAGCGCUGAAAGCCACGCACCUCUUGACGUAUCCAUAAAGACCGGUUGCGGUGCCACACUCGGACUCCGUGCAGCACGUAUUGCGCAACGUGACGGAUGCUCAGUAGUGGCUCGGUACGGUGGAAACCACAAAAAGCGGUCUCUUCGGCGAGGAGCUGUGGAUAAAAACAGUCGGCAUACCGGACCAGAGGACCGGACCCUCCCCUUGUCAUCUGCCACAGGGAGAGAUGAGUCGAUCGGUGUGUCGCUCGUGAUGUGACUCAGUGUUAGACGUUUGUAUGUAUGGUGAACGGCAGCCUUUUAGGACUUCAUCCCUCAGAAAGGUGAAGACAAGGAGAAUUUGGCUGUUUUGUAUCUAUAUAGGGAGUGAUGAGAGCUUCAUUUGACAGCUCGCAGCCAACGCAGCAUUCGCGGCGUGAGCUCUGACCACAGCUGGAUUUGAUGAGCUACGUCCGUGGGUGCCGAACCUUGGAUAGAACCAGUGAGUGUGUCCUCCCUCGGUUUGGUAUAUUUUUUCUGAAUACAAUGUAAGCGCUAUAGCCUGCCGGAGGUAAGAGAGUGCUUUUCAAUAUAUAUAUACAUAUAUAUAUAUAUAUAUAUAUGUGUGUGUAUAUAUAUAUAUAUAUAUAUAUAUAUAUAUAUAUAUAUAUAUAUAUAUACAUAUUUAAGUGUUUUUUAAGAGAGACCGGCCUCUCUGCAGUUCAUUCCCCGUUCCUGGCCACGCGUCUUACCCGCCUGCCUGGGUGCAGUCAGCCGCCCCGCAUUUUCGUUAACUAUCCUAUAUGAAAGCUUACAUCAAAGGCUAAUUUACAUGAUUCAACUUACCUUCUGUGAAAUACACAGACUAUGUUGGGACUAAAUUAAUCGACGAGAAGUGCCGCGUCUAUGCGCCUCCGUCGCACAUCCCCGGAAAGGACUUCUUGCCACUGAGAGACUUGGAUAUGCAGAGAUUAACGUGAAAGGAUGGAUCUAAUUAUCGCUGUUUUGGGGCUGCUGGCGCUGAUCGUUGGAGGCAUCAGUUGCCAAGGAGUGUACGCACCUCCAACUGUCCGCAUCAUUCACUCUGGGCACGCCUGUAAUGUUGAAGAGGAGAGGCACACGGAGAGAGUGUACACCAUCAGAGAAGGAGAGACCCUGGAGCUUACCUGUCUGGUGACAGGCCAUCCUCGGCCACAGAUCCGAUGGACAAAGACAGCUGGCAGCGUGUCAGAUCGCUUCCAGGACUCCAGUGUGUUCAAUGACACUUUGCACAUUGCGAAGAUCCAGAGAACACAGGGGGGUCGCUAUUACUGCAAGGCGGAGAACGGCCUUGGUUCCCCAGCUAUAAAGUCCAUUCGAGUGGACGUCUAUUACCUCGAUAACCCGGUGAUUACGGUGCACCAGAGUAUAGGAGAAGCUAAAGAGCAGUUCUAUUAUGAGAGAACCGUAUUCCUGCGCUGUGUGGCCAAUUCCAACCCGCCUGUCCGCUACAGCUGGCAUCGUGGGAGGGAGGUCUUGACACAGGGCUCUGACAAGGGCGUGGAAAUUUAUGAGCCUUUUUUCACACAGGGGGAAACAAAGAUCCUGAAGCUGAAGAACCUGCGUCCUCAAGAUUAUGCCAACUACAGCUGCAUUGCCUCCGUCCGAAAUGUGUGUGGGAUUCCCGACCGCAGCGUUAUCUUCGGGCUCACCAAUAAGACAGCAUCUCCAUCUAUCAAACUGCUGGUGGAGGAUCCAAUCGUGGUUAAUCCCGGUCAGACCGUGUCCCUGGUCUGCAUCACCACAGGAGGGGAGCCACCCCCUAUCCUCACCUGGGUCAGCAGUAACGACACCCUGCCACAGAGGAGCGUAGUAAAUGGGGGCACACUCACACUUCCCGCCAUCACCUCAGAUGAGGCUGGGGUUUACAGUUGCGUGGCCAGCAACAAUGUGGGAAACCCAGCCAAGAAGUCAACCACCAUUGUGGUGCGAGCUUUGAAGAAGGGACGGUUCUGGAUCACCCCUGACCCCUACCAUAAUGAUGACAACAUCCAGAUUGGGCGUGAAGUCAAGAUAUCCUGUCAGGUGGAAGCAACACCCCCCGAGGAGCUGACAUUUAGCUGGUUAAAGAACGGCCGUGCCCUUCGGAGUUCAGAGCGUAUGGUCAUCACUCAGACGGACCCCGACAUCUCUCCCGGAACCACCAACCUGGACAUCAUAGACUUGAAGUUUACCGACUUUGGCACGUACACCUGUGUGGCUGCGCUGAAGGGUGGAGGCAUUCCAGAGAUCAGCAUUGAUGUCAACAUUUCCUCCACAACUGUCCCUUCUUUGUUUUUCUCUUUCUUAGUUCCUCCCAGCCUGACAGUCCCCCGGGGCAAGUCCCCCCUGGUAGCCCGUGAGGGUGACAUGGUGGAGUUGGAGUGCCUUGUUUCAGGGAAGCCCAAGCCCAUCAUCUUGUGGUCGCGCUCGGACAAGGAGGCGCCCAUGCCCGACGGCAGCAUGCAGAUGGAGAGCUAUGACGGCGUCCUGCGAAUUGUUAACGUUUCCAGGGAGAUGACAGGGUCAUACCGCUGCCAGACCAGUCAGUAUAACGGCUUCAACGUGAAGCCCCGGGAGGCUGUGGUGGAGCUGAUCGUGCAAUACCCUCCUACAGUGGAGCCUGUUCACAUGGAGGUCCGUCAGGGUCUGGGGAGGCCAGUGGUGAUGACCUGCAGAGUGCUGCGAGCUCACCCCUCUCGAGUGUUGCGGUUUGAGUGGCUGCUUUCGAACCGCCUGCUCCAUGCCGGAGCGUUUGACCCACACAAAGAUGAGACAGAGUACACAAUCCGCAGCCUGAAUCGUGAAGGCUGGGGCGAGUACACGUGCAAUGUCAUCAAUGAGGCCGGAACAGGCAAAUGCACGUUCCAGGUUACAGGCAAAGCUUACCCUCCAGAGUUCUACUAUGAUACCUACAGCCCUCUGUGGCAGAACAGACCUCGAGUCUACGGCUUCAAGCUGCAGUGGACCCAGAUGAACCCCGGUGCUGUGGACCGCAUCGUUGCCUACAGACUCGGCAUCAGACAGGUGGGCUUGCAGCGCUGGUGGGAGCAGGAAAUCCCUGUGGGAGAUACUAUCGGCAAAGGGGAGCUCAUGACACAUAACCUGACUGAGCUGAUAAAACCUGAAUCUUAUGAGGUCCGUCUCACUCCCAUCACUCGCUUUAGAGAGGGUGACUCCACCAUUCGGAUCAUCACCUACAGUGCUCCCAUCAACCCUCACCUGAGGGAGUUCCACUGCAGCUUUGAGGAAGAGCCAAUCUGCAUGUUUACCCAGGACAAAAACGAUGAUUUUGAUUGGACGAGGCACAGCGCCGCCACCCGCGACACAAAGUACACACCCAACACUGGCCCCAGCACCGACCACACUGGGUCUAAGCAGGGGUUCUACAUGUAUAUUGAGACAUCCAGGCCACGUAAGGAGGGAGACCAGGCACGGCUUGUAAGCCCCUUUUUCAACAUUGCACCCAAAAACCCGUACGGCAUCACGAACCCACCUGCCUACUGCUUUGGAUUCUUUUACCACAUGUAUGGAAAACACAUAGGAACACUUAAUGCUUUCCUAAAGCAAAAGGGCCAAAUGACCUUAGAGGCUCCUCUGUGGUCACUAAGCAGUAACCAAGGUGACCGGUGGAAGCAGGCCAAAGUAAGCAUCCAUCCAACAUCAUCCUUCCAGGUUGUUCUUGAAGGUAUCCGGGGACCAGGAAUCGAGGGGGACAUCGCCAUUGAUGAUAUCACACUAGAGGAAGGGGAGUGUCGAGACCCACCGCCCAAUAUCAGUGCCAAUGCUCUGUCCACAUCCUCCCAUAUAUGGCUGCUUUACGCCACCCUGGUUCUGACUCUCUUGGAAGGUCAAAGGUGACCCAGUUUCUUUGUCAUCGGGGAGGAGAGAGUUCAGACCCACUGUCUGUGAGCUAUACCCUCAACAUCCAAUCACCAAAGAGAAUUGAGAAUUCAUGCAUACUGAAAGCAUCAGGGUUCUUGGAAGGACCACAGACCACAGGGGGAGGGCAGGGUGGAGUUUAUGAAAGAAAGACAAGACAAAAAGUAAUAAAAAAUACAUGCUAAUUUUUCAUUUGAAGAGACCUCUUUUAUGUAAAACACUCCUUGAUGCAGGACUCGGAAUGAUUUUAUGAGCACAAGAAAGUGGAGUUCACAUGGUUUGAGGGAAACAGUUUGUGAAGCACAAGAAUCAUUUUGUGAAGAUGUGGAAAAAUCUCUGGAUGGUCGCAGAACAGACAAACGGCUGACUUUUACAAUUUUGAAUAAUGUUUCCCUCCUUUCAAAUAGGUGGUAUCAGACCAUUCUGUGUGUAUUUUUAUUUUCUUGCAGCAGAUGCCAAUCAUGAACAUUGUUUUCAGUCUAGCCCAGCCUCACACCACACUUUGGCAUUUCUUCAUCUGCUUGGUGCUGUUCUGUAGGGAAAUCUGGAAUCUGACAUUUAGUUCUGUCUGCUUAUUCCCCUGUAGCUGCCUACAUAUCUGAUAACACUGUGCUCACGAGUCCAAGUGGCCAACGGACAGUGUGCUGGCAGGGCAAAAAGGCAGAAAGAUCAGCAGAGUUGUACACAGCUGUUUAAAUUCAAGUUUAGUGAGCUAAAAUGAAAUUUCAAAAAAAGAAGGGAGAUGCCUUCAAAAGAAGGGUUUGCGAAAGACGAAACAGGCAGAGAGUAGAGAGAGAUCCGUUUACUUGUCUGCCUGUGGAAAAAGAAGCCACUUUACUUUCUGCCAUGAAACAAAAGUGCCUUCAGAUUACAAACCGAAUCGUGAGCCUGAGUGUUAAUCAACAUUGAACAAGUCUCUGUUCAUGUUUCUUUUGAUGGGCUAUUUUCUAUCGUUUCUUUCGCCCCACAAGUGCUGAUGGGAAGGCAACGCGUGCUCAGAGGGAGUGCAGAGGUUGAACUGCUCAGUGAAUAUCUUCCCCAUGGGACAGUUGCCUGUGACUCCAUGUGUGUGCACGAUACGCCUGAGCCGUUGCAUUUUUUAACAUGAAGGGCAGCCAAGCAGGCAGAGCGGGCUCCCACCCUUACCACACUUUCGGAAGCAAUGUGGAUGAAAACGAAAAAGUGAGGCUGAAGAUCUUUUUUUUUCUUUUUUUCUGAAAAAAAACGAUUCAAGAUCAAGCAAGUGGAUAAAGACAUCUCAAGGAAUGAAUAACCCACCCUCUUCUCAUAAUUCUCCUUCCCUGUGGGCGAGUAUUUUUUAACAAAAGAGAAGAGCAAUUGCUGAAUAAAACAUUGAGUUGUACAGGGAGUAAAAGCAAAAACUUUGAGACUGCAGGCUCUUCAUUAGGGUGAUACGUAUCGCCCGUCUCCACCACCAUUUAUAUGGAACAAUAUGAAAAUUGAAAAAAAGGAUAGUGACCAUAAUAAUAGUCAAGAUAUUUUAUUACUCUAGCGAGAAUGUUUCUCUGCUUUUACACAAACUGUGAAGAUUGACUGUGGAAGAUCUACCUGAGACCAUAACCUUAACCAGCGGGGUUUUUAAAAAAUGUAUUAUUAAAAAAAAAAAGAAAAUCAAGAAUAUCAAGAGUUUCGUUCAUUGUUGGUUAUGACAAAUGCUUUGAGGACUUGUGUCUUGUUUAUUUCUUUCUUUCUUUUUUAUUUGAAGAUGACUUAAACUUCCUUUCUCUUCUUGUUGUCUCCCUUUGCAUUGCUGAAAUAUCAAAGCCGAUGGAAGCAUAAGAAGUAAACCAAUUUGGUGUAUGUAUAACUUGUAAAUGUUAAAGAAGUUCUAUUCAAAGGUUUAUAAUAAAUGUUUUAUGUUGGACUACAGGAAGCACAACAUACAGUUUAAGGUCUCAACAAUAUAAUAUUCCUUUAUAUUUCUCAACACAUGGGGGGCCUACUCUCACGGAUUCAGGCUUUUCAACACUCAAGUCCAUGUUUGACAGGAAAUUUUGUCCAUUUUCUACUUAUAUUGUUCAUAUUUAUCACGCAGACGCAGCUCUCGAGAGUAUAAAUGCAGAUGUGGUUCAACAUAUGUAGCCUCUUCAGUAAAAGCCUGGAUUAGUGUGAGUAGGGUGUGUCUGUGUGUGAGCAUAAAGCUGUGUACAAUAGUUGUUAUAAGAAACUGAAACAUGUAAAGAAGAUAAAUAUGCUAUAAGCGAAACAGAGCGGGAUGACGAGCAUUUCAGGGCAUCCAUACAAUAAUGUUUUGGUCUGUAUGAUAUUAUCAGAGAAAUAUGCGUAUCAAAGAUUUUAUCCAUAAAUUUAUGUUUUGUUAGUUUUUUUAUGAUAAUUUUUAUCAUUUUCAUUUCAAUUUUCAGAUCACACUGAAUGUAUAUGAAGUUCUUGGGUGUUUUUUAACCUUACACUCUGACUAGAUGUAAUGUUUUACUAAAUCACAUGUUUUUCUGUGUGCUUUUGAUGAUGCAGACUUUCAGCUUUUUCUAGUUCUUUUGACAUGCAUAAAGCAUAAAAGAUUUGUCUGAGUCAGACUUUGAAGCAGUUUCCAAAACUACAAGCCCCCAGAAAACAACCAUUUGCUCGCUGCUGUAUCCCUCUGAGGUAUGGCAGAUAACAAAAAGUACCAAAGUACCCCUACAGUCACUGUUCUUGGUAUUGAUAUGAGUUUAUUAAAAUGUUUGCUUUGAUACCCCUUGGCAAUAGAUCAGAUCGACCCAUAAUAGCCGCAACAGCCCGUAAAUACAUGAAUGCUUCAGCCUUUGAAUAAAAGAUUACUUUAAGUAAAGCUGUUUUAAGUGAAAAGAUUUUACAUUUUGGGAAACAGUUUUUUAGUGAUACCAGGUUGUAUAAUGCUACAGCCAGGAGCCACCUACAGUAGCAUAGCCUAUGACUGGAACAAGAGAAAACAGCUGGAGUUUGUCCAACAUCCACAAAAUAUGCCAGCCAGCUCCUCCAAAACAUGCAUUAUAUCUUGUCUGUUUAUUCCUUAAUAAAAUAAAGUGUUUAAAUUCUG
Molecule: messenger RNA, 6936 nt
Organism: Girardinichthys multiradiatus
Lineage: Eukaryota; Metazoa; Chordata; Actinopteri; Cyprinodontiformes; Goodeidae
Product: MAM domain-containing glycosylphosphatidylinositol anchor protein 2-like
Exons: 18
Coding region: 984-3878 (964 amino acids)
Biological process (GO): homophilic cell-cell adhesion
Cellular component (GO): plasma membrane
Source: RefSeq, a predicted model, not a curated record